Molecule: messenger RNA, 477 nt
Organism: Closterium sp. Naga37s-1
Lineage: Eukaryota; Viridiplantae; Streptophyta; Zygnematophyceae; Desmidiales; Closteriaceae
Source: the annotation of a GenBank genome assembly
AUGGACUUUUACGGUCUGACAGACCGCCUCGCCUUCCUCCUAACAUCCAUCCUCGAUGAAGACAACGCGCCGCCACCGGAAUGCGCAUCGGCUCUUAGAAGCCACUGCGCGUUGCUGCUCUCCUUAUUGGAGGACGUCGAGCCGCUGGUAGACGCGUGGAGCGCGCAGCGGCAGCAGCUUCGCGGAAAUAUCCUGCUGAAAUCGGCGUUGGACGAUUUGAGGGCUGUGCUGGAGGAAGCUUCCGGAUUGCUGUACUGCUGUCUCACGCGCACUACCCCGUCGAGCCCUCCGCCGUCCGCUGCCGUGACGCCAUCGCCUCACUCACUCCUCUCGCUUCGUCCCUCCGCCUCCACCCUUUCCCCCGCUCCGCAGGUUCCGCGCAUUCUCCCGAAGCUGUCUCACGCGCACUACCCCGUCGAGCCCUCCGCCGUUCGUUGCCGUGAUGCCAUCGCCUCGCUCUCCUCGUCCCACCAUUAA